This is a messenger RNA of Enterobius vermicularis (human pinworm), 3624 nucleotides long. The record is from the annotation of a GenBank genome assembly. NCBI's taxonomy places the organism in Eukaryota, Metazoa, Nematoda, Chromadorea, Rhabditida, Oxyuridae.
AUGGCCUCAGCAGAUCAAACUAUCGAUUUUUUGAUAAAGGAUGAACAUGGAAAAAAGGGGGUUAUAUUUGCUGAUGGUAUAAGCGAUUGCCCGUCUACCCUUGAAGAUCGUUUCAACGUUGAGCCUUCUUCUUCUGGGUCGGCGUCUUUGUUCAGAUUGAAAUGUCUUGACCGGCCAUGGGAUCAUCGAGAAGAUCUUGAAGUUGACACUCAACCCUACUAUACUGCAUUUUGUUCUGCUCUAAAGGAGUAUCAGGAAGAUACUUUGGAAGAUAAAGCGAGGGAAUGGUCUUCAAAAAUGAAUUUUUUGAUGCCUGGUAUCACUUGUUGUAUAAGACGAUAUGUGGAUUCCUUAACUGACGAAAAUGAAGUUGAAGAAUUUGAGGAUCGUUUGGCGGAUUGGGUUGAAUUUGGAUUGAGCUUGGAGGUGGCAGAACGCUUUGCGUCGGGAUUCUUAGAGCAUAUAAAAAUGGGUUGUUCUUUGGCGAAACGGCUAUUCCUCAUGCGUCGUCGACAGUUUGCAAAAAGACUUGCAGCACGCCAUAUUUUACAUCGUCUAAUCGAUGUCUGUACAUCUCCCGAGCUUCCCCUAUCACAUAGAUGCAUUGCUGCCAAAUCAUUAUUUGCUUCAUUGUUUCACAUUUCUGCUACGGUUCCUGCGUUUUUUAGUCAGGUUGAAGCUGAUUUGUGUGGCCAGACAUGUUAUACACGGAUUAUGCGGUCUGUAUUCGAGAGGACUCCAGUACGUGUUGCUGUAGCGUUACAUCCUGUAAUCCAUCAUGCGGUCUUUGCAUACUCUUCUUUAAAAAUUACGGAGUUGGCAAAGAAGGCUGUAACUGAAAAAGUUAGUGAAGCAGAUAAUAAAAUCAUUGCUGAUAACGUCUCUCGGAUUACAAACUUUAUUUAUAUGAAAGGAAGAAGCACGGCUUACCCGAGCUGUUAUAUAUACAGGGCUUUUUAUGAGAGUGAGAUUUUGGCUUCACUGGCAGUACUCAUAACUUCAGAAGGGGUUGUCAGUGAAGUUAAAGAAUCAUGUCUGCUAAUGUUAGUCGGACUUGUAUCAUUUGAUGGAGAAGACAUUAGUGGACCUUAUUUUUUGGCUUCUUGUAGUUUAGAUGUCAUACUUCUGUGUUUUGAGAUCUUUUCGGCAAUAAGUGCAUCUCUGUGCAGAGAAAGGAAGAUAAGGACUCUGCCAUUACUAGAUUUACCUGCACUUUCGUCGGCAAUCCGUGCUUUAAACUUGAUAGAUGAACUUGCUUCAAUUAACCAGAAGGAAGUUGGAUGCAUUGACAGUGCGGAGCGAACUAAAAUACUGUUUAGUAUUUUUGUUCUUUGUUCAAAUCAGAGAAGCAAUACUGCGAAAACAGCUAUUUCUGCUCUUUCUCAUUCUUCCAAUAUUGAACAUAUACUUGAAAUUUUUGCUUUUGGUCAGCUGCCAUCUUUAGAACACCAGAUAUCUGAUGAAGUCAAAACUGCUCUUCGACAUACUGUUUGCUAUGGGUAUGCUUGUGAAAUAUUGUUGACAUUAGCACGGCUCCAAACUAAUGGUGUUUUCUGGAGAAAUUAUGGAAGUCUUAUAUGUAAAUUAAUUGACAGUAACUUUAUAUCAACUGCGUCGUCUUUGAAACAGUGGACCGAACCACUGCGUGAUCCUAUGGCACAAGGCAGCAAUCCCAGCGCAGUUCACUAUUUGGUACAGAAGUUGGGUAUUUAUCUUGAAAAGUUCGAAAAUGGUAACGACCCACCGUUAUCAGCCAUUACCACUCUCCGUCUUAUUGAUGGUAUAUUAAAAGAAAAAGAUACUGAUGAUGACUUUGAACUCUGUGAUGGAGAGUGCAGUCGAUUUGAGUUGUUCUCAGUUUUUUAUUCUGAAAACGGUCUGGAGAAAAUCAAUAGGUUCUUGAUGUGUGCUGCUGAGAAAUACAGAGCUGGAAGACACGAAAAAGGGUUGUUUUUAGCUUCGGACGCUCUAAUUUUGGAAACGUUGUUUUUCUCAGUUCUCGAUAUCCUUGAAGUAAUAACAAAGUCAAUGAUUUGUACUGGAACGUACGUCGAUUUUACAUCUAUGCUUCCUCUGCUCAAAGUUUACUCAUCCUUCUAUUCCGAUAAUUCAAAACAGUGCCGGGUUAUAAAAGCAAAAAUUUUGGACAUAUUCUCCGCGCUCACUUCGGCUCACUUGAUAGCCGUAAGGAAAAUUCAGAGUAGACGACCAAUUGCCUUUUUUCGACAGUUCUUUGAAAUUAGUGUACUUCCAUCUACUAUCGCCGCAUCAAGUGAAAUUUUAAGUAAUUUACUGAUUUUGCACAUCCCCGAAAGUCGUGGUUCACUUCCAUCAGAGAGUAGUGAAACUUCAGUAAGGAAACAAUGGAGUAAAGUCUUAUUGCAAUUCCCACGCCAUUUGAAAUUUAUGAUAAUGUCCGGAGUAAGUUCAUCAAAGGCUUUGCAUGAUUCGAUAACUACACUCUGUAUCCGUUUAGUAUCCUUAGGACCCGUUACAGCUGAUUUCAUUACCAGAGAAGUAGAGCAUUUUUGUUGGAGAUCUUUGUUGGCACUACCUAUUUUCUCCUCUGACACUUUCUUGGAUGAGGAGGUUUCUGAUGGUGAAGUAGAAGAAACAAGCCAUCCUGGUGAAAUACGUUUUGGUACCGCGGCAGAUUUUACAACCGCAGCAUGCUUUGAAUUUUUAACAGAUUGUUGCCGUGAUAAUUUUUUUUGCCGUGUCUUUAUAUCGUACAUUACGAAGGAAGCAUCUUUCGUGACUGGGAUAUUGAAAUUUUUUGGGGUGGCCAGCCAGAAAACGAUUCCGCAUGUUUGUUUUCAAAAAGAGGCGUUAUUUAAAAAACUCUGCCUAACUGCUGAUUUACAUAAUGGCCAGUGGAGUUUAUCCUUACCUAAAAAUUUCUAUAACUGCUUCUGUGACGCACUUGUGGAACAUAUAUCAAAGGAACAGAGUUUUGAAACUGCUAUUUUAGCAUUAGAUGCUUUACACUCAAUUGGAAGUUAUUCGGAAAUCGGACAGAAAAUAGUGCAAAAUGCAUUCGUCGCACGGUCUGAUUCGUUAAUGCGGCUUAUGUGCCGGAUCGAAGCUGCAGUUAAAAGUUAUCCUUCAGAAGACAGUGUUUUGCUUAAAGUCCUCAGUUGGGCACCCACGAACGUUACUGAGGAAGAAUGUACAUUUGAUGAGCACCCGUUGGGGCGCUUGUGUAGAAUUUUAAGCGAAGACACGGAAUUUCGCGAGGAACGGGACACUUUAGCAGUCUUUGAGAGGCUGCUGAAAUUUUAUAAGAAACAUAGUGGGUUUGAAGAUGUAGUUGUCAAAGACUGGGAUUAUUUCACUGAACUGGACGAUCUUUUUAACCGGACUUCAAAAGCGGAUGGAAUAGAACUAAAUUACGAUAAACAGAAUAUAAAUUUUUUUUUCCAUAAAAGAUUACAACUACCACUAAUGGAAUUGGAUUUAACUGCUCUGAAGUCUGAGUUCCUUCAACCGACACUUAAUAAAAGUUCGAAGCAAAGGAAUCAUUUGGACACCCAGACAAGGUUGAGUGGAAGAAUUUCUCAGAAGAAACGGCCGAAACUUAGCGAUUUUGGUGAGACCAGCAGUGUCCGUGUACAGCCAAAAUAA